AUGUACAAUCCAGUCGCUUUCUCAGCAGGUAAUACAGCAGGAACAUCAACAGCAUCACCUGCUCCAUCCGUGCCUUCAUCGACGAAUAGUGCGACAAAUACUGGUACUGGUAGCAGUAGUAGAGCAUCGGCGACUACAGCGGCAUUAGGAAUGACCAAUAGUGCUAGUGCAAAUUCAGCCACUAUGAGUGCUCCUUCUCAAGGUAGACGUAGAAGAGGUUCUGGUUUGAACUCGUUCCUAAAUUCAUUUGGAAUUAGACAGAAUAGUAAUAACAAUAGUAAUAACAAUAAUAAUAGCAGUGGUAGUGGUGGCGCCCCGAAUUUACAUGGUGCUGGUAACACCAAUAAUCCAUUUUUAAAUUUUGGCCAUUCUCGUGGUAAUAGUGGUAGCAACAACAGUACUAAUGCAGAAAUUGGUGUCAGUGCAGUUGCCUUUGAAAGGCAUUCACAACCACCACAUGGAUUAUCGCAUGCUCCUAGUUUCCACGAAUUACCAAUUUCUAUUUCGUUAACUGCCCAACAGGAAUCUACUGUUCCUAAUUUGCAACCAAUACCACAAAACAAUACAGUUUCAGCGUCAAGUUCGCCAUUGGGAAACUCAGGUACUUUGCAAAGGGAUCAGAGCGGUUCAUCUCCACAUAACAAUCACCACCAACAGCAGCAGCGAUCAUUGUCACAGCAACCUCCCCAGCCAUUGCAACAGCCACAAGCGGGUGUCCCCAUCGCAGGUAUCGAUCCAAUUCAUCCAGAGGCUCAUACUUAUAAUGGUACUACUUCAGGUGGUUUUACGCAUACCCCAAAUACAGAUGGAGUAUCCCCAUUGAAGAAUUUGCGGCACUAUAUAUAUGCAGCUGAUCAACCUAAUGCUGAUGAACUAUUAGGUCUUGAUUUAGCUAGAAACGUUAGUUUACCAGAAUCCCUUGAUGAGGAGACUUUACAACAACGUAAGGAUAAACAUGGUCUCUUCAGCAUUAGAUUAACACCUUUUAUCGAUGGAUCGUUUUCUACAAAUCCAGGGUUAUCAUUCGAUCCAGUAAUUAGAACCGCAGGUCCCGGUUCUCAAUUGGUCAUUGGCCGUUAUACUGAAAGGGUUCGUGAAGCAAUUGCAAAGAUACCAGAACAGUACCACCCAGUAGUUUUCAAAUCAAAAGUUGUCUCAAGAACUCAUGGUUGUUUCAAAGUAGAUUCUCAGGGUAAUUGGUUUAUUAGGGACGUUAGAUCAUCAAGUGGUACUUUUUUAAAUCAUCAAAGAUUAGCGCCCGCCUCUACAAUGUCAAAGGAUACUUUAAUUCAUGAUGGUGAUAUUUUACAAUUGGGAAUGGAUUUUAGAGGUGGUACAGAAGAAAUUUACAGAUGUGUUAAAAUGCGUGUGGAAAUUAAUAGAUCUUGGAAGAGAAGAGCAAAUGCAUUUAACAAAGAAGCUCUACAACGUAUAAAAAAUAUUCAAAGGAUGACUAUGGGGCUUGAAGAAGAAGAUUGUUCAAUCUGUCUUUCCAAGAUUAAACCAUGCCAAGCCAUGUUUAUUUCACCCUGUUCUCAUAGUUGGCAUUUUCAGUGUAUCCGCAGAUUGGUUAUGACUUCAUACCCUCAAUUCGUUUGCCCAAAUUGUAGAUGUGCCUGUGAUUUGGAAGCCUCCUUGGAGAGUAGUGAGUCGGAAAGUGAGAUAGAAAGUGAUGGUGGUCAGUUGGUUGACGAAUUAGGGGUAUUGCUAGAGGACCCGAAGGAUGUUAACAUGGGUUGA
Molecule: messenger RNA, 1740 nt
Organism: Zygosaccharomyces rouxii
Lineage: Eukaryota; Fungi; Ascomycota; Saccharomycetes; Saccharomycetales; Saccharomycetaceae
Gene: DMA2
Product: ubiquitin-conjugating protein DMA2
Exons: 1
Coding region: 1-1740 (579 amino acids)
Biological process (GO): mitotic spindle assembly checkpoint signaling; negative regulation of septation initiation signaling; ubiquitin-dependent protein catabolic process
Cellular component (GO): cytosol; cell division site; ubiquitin ligase complex
Molecular function (GO): protein binding; ubiquitin protein ligase activity
Source: RefSeq, a predicted model, not a curated record